UAAUUGGAUACACACUAUCCACUCUUUUUGUUGACAAAAAGUCGUCAACAAUACCCGGCCGUCCUCGGUGACUCCUCCCUCCCUCCGUCUGGUAAUGCCCUUCUUCGUCCACUCUUUUGUAGUCAAUUUCAAUUUAUUAACCACAGACCACCUUCUGCACUCUGCAGUUCUCCAUCCAUUUUUUUGGGAGACUUAGGACACAGAAUUUCCCUGCCAAAAUAUCUGCAUUUGAUAGUGAUAGCCACACCGACUUUACUUCCCCGAAUUGAUUCCAAAUGGCUGCAUCUGUCACUCCCUUGUCAUUCUCAUUCUCUUUCCCGAAAUCGCAUCUCAAGAUUAUACCCUUUUUGGGUCAUCCCUCCAUUGUCCAUGAUAGAGUAAUUGCCACUACACUUGUCAAGUCAAGGCCUUCCUUAGCAUUUCAGAAUUCCCAUUUUUCUAUUGUUAAUUUUAGGGAUUCACCACGAGUGUUUUCUUCUGCUUCAUCUUCUUCUCUGGAGAGGUACCUCGAUUCGGUUGAAGACGAUGAAAUUGUGCCAUUCAUCAAGGAAAAGCCGAUCAAAUACCUCCUCUGUGUCGUAUUCUGGGCAACUUUCUCAAUCGCUUGGUUUGUCGCUUCAGGGAAUGCUAAUGCGGUUGUUGAUUCUAUCAAAGCUUCGAGCUUUGGUGUUAAGGUCGCAAGCGCGCUUCGAGGCUCCGGCUGGCCUGAUGAGGCUGUGGUCUUUGCUCUUGCUACGCUUCCUGUGAUUGAGCUUCGUGGAGCUAUUCCUGUUGGUUACUGGAUGGAACUCAAGCCUGUUCUGCUAACUGUAUUAUCUGUUCUGGGAAACAUGGUUCCUGUGCCAUUCAUCAUACUCUACUUGAAGAAAGUUGCUUCAUCUCUGGUUGGGAAAAACAAAUAUGCAUCUCAGGUCCUUGACAUGCUAUUUAGGAGAGCCAAAGAGAAGGCUGGCCCUGUGGAAGAAUUCCAAUGGCUUGGGCUGAUGCUCUUUGUGGCUGUGCCUUUUCCCGGAACAGGAGCAUGGACAGGAGCCAUCAUAGCUUCUGUUCUUGACAUGCCAUUCUGGCCGGCUUUUUCUGCAAAUUUCUUUGGUGUUGUGUUGGCUGGACUUCUGGUAAACUUGCUUGUUAAUCUCGGUCUCAAAUAUGCUAUUGUUACUGGUGUACUUCUAUUCUUUAUAUCCACAUUUAUGUGGAGUAUCCUUCGAAAUAUCAGUAGGUCUUUGAACUCUUCAAAAUGAUGCUCAGAUGAUGUUUUCAUGAACAGCAAUAAAAUGAGUGUUUGCGUA
This is a messenger RNA of Tripterygium wilfordii, 1289 nucleotides long. RefSeq lists its product as uncharacterized. The transcript is spliced from 2 exons. Gene Ontology annotation, cellular component: chloroplast. Bases 276 to 1241 code for a protein of 321 amino acids. The record is from RefSeq and is a predicted model, not a curated record. Lineage: Eukaryota; Viridiplantae; Streptophyta; Magnoliopsida; Celastrales; Celastraceae.